CUCGUCUGGGAGCGGCGUGACCAGCUCAGACGAGCGCGGGACUCGCUAUACUUGACCGCGUGCCCGCGCGAUGCGCGCACGCAAGCUGGCAGCCAGUCGCCGACCCUGCACGACCCCCUAUCCCGCGGUGCAACGGCGUCGUUAGGACCUAUCGUCUGCCCAAAGUGGCCUCACUGCAAACGCGCCGCCCUCACCCGUUUCCGCCCUCGACCGCGCCGCAACUUGAACGACGGCAACACGACGCACCGAACUUGAACGCACCGCACCGCACUUGAACGACCGCUGAACGCGCCGCACUUCAACGACCGCAACCCCGCGAUGCGCAUGCGCUGCUCCUCGCUCCCCUCUCGCGGCUCCCCCGAGCCUCCCCUGCCAUAAUGUGGCGCCGCAUCUACUUCCUGCUGGUGCUGGUGCGCGUCUACUUUGCCCUGUCGCCCAGCUACCUGCACCCGGACGAGAACUUCCAGGGCCCGGAGGUGAUUGCCGGCCGCGUCUUCGACUACCCCGUGCACGAGACGUGGGAGUUCACCGCCGCGCACCCCAUCCGCAGCGUCUUCCCGCUGUGGCUGGCGUACGGCUGGCCCAUGUACAUCCUGCGCUGGCUGUGGGAGGGCUUCGGCUACGACGUGUCGCCGGCCGUCGUCUACCGCGCCCUGCGCGUGCUGAUGCUCGCCCUGAGCCUCGUGCUGGAGGACUGGGCCGUCCACGAGCUGGUCGAGUCGCCGCGCGCCCGCCGCGUCGCCGUGUCGCUCGUCGCCUCGUCGUACGUCACCUGGACCUUCCAGACGCACACCUUCAGCAACAGCCUGGAGACGCUGCUGGUGUGCUGGAGCCUGGUGCUGGUGCAGCGCAUUGCAGCCGACAAGAAACGCUCCAGCGUCGUCGCCUCAGCCAUGCUCGGCUGCAUGCUCGUCGUCGGCCUCUUCAACCGCAUCACCUUCCCGGCCUUCCUGCUGCUCCCCGGCCUCCGCCUGCUGCCGCACUUCACGCGCAAGCCGCUCUCGCUCGCCUUCCUCGCCGCCGCCGCGCUCACCACCGCCUUCGUCGCCGUCUGCGUCGACACCGCGUCCUACACCCCGGGCGACUUCUCCUUCGCCGCCCUGGCCCGCCCCGUCGUCGCCCCGCUCAACAACCUGCGCUACAACGCCGACGCCGCCAACCUCGCCCUCCACGGCCUGCACCCGCGCUACCAGCACCUCCUCGCCAACCUCCCGCAACUCCUCGGCCCCGCCUUCCCGCUCCUCCUCAGCGCCCGCCUCGCCCCACCACUCCUCUCCGCGCUCUCCGGCACCGCCCUGCUCAGCAUCUUCCCGCACCAAGAACCCCGCUUCCUGCUCCCCGCGAUCCCGCUGAUCCUGUCGUCGCUCCGGCUCCCGACCCGCCCCGCGCUGUGGCGCGUCUGGGUGGUCUCCUGGAUCGUGUUCAACGCGCUGCUCGGCGCGCUGAUGGGGGUAUAUCACCAGGGCGGCGUGGUGCCCGUGCAGACGCACCUCGCGGCGUGCGCGAGCCCGCCCGGCCACGCGUUCUGGUGGAAGACGUAUAGUCCGCCGACGUGGCUGCUGAACGGGCGCAACGCGGAGUUGCAGACGGUGGAUUUGAUGGGCAUGGAGGCGGGAAGGAUGUUGGAGGCUGUGGGCGCGGUGGUGCCGGGGUGCGAUGUCGCUUCACCCGCUGGACGUCCUGAGACCCCUGCGAGUCUGAAACCAAUCUACCUCAUAGCCCCGCGCUCCGCGCUCUUCCUAGCACCCUACACACACCCUAACACCUCGCUCCCCCUCUCGCUCGAGGAAGUGUUCGCCCAUCGCGCGCAUGUGAACCUGGAUGAUCUGGACUUUGGCGGCGAGGGGGUGUGGGGUACGCUGAGGAGGGUGGUGGGGGGGAGGGGACCCUUCCAACUCCCAACCCAACACAACCACCCAACCUACGCAGCCCUAAACCUCCCCCCGGCGAGCACAUCCGUCAUAUUCCUGCCCCCCUCCUCGCACCCGGGAACCGGCACCGCCCUCGUCCCCUCCUCCUCUCCCUCACCCACCCCCGCCUCAUCUCUCCCCACCUCACCCCGCCUCUCCCUCCCCGCCGCCUGGCCAUACUUUUUCCGCCUCGCCACCUCCGUCUCGCCCAGCAACCACGCCUGA
Messenger RNA from Boeremia exigua, 2135 nucleotides. RefSeq names its product GPI mannosyltransferase 4. Bases 378 to 2135 code for a protein of 585 amino acids. Gene Ontology annotation, biological process: GPI anchor biosynthetic process. Gene Ontology annotation, molecular function: alpha-1,2-mannosyltransferase activity. The transcript has 3 exons. Gene Ontology annotation, cellular component: endoplasmic reticulum membrane. Lineage: Eukaryota; Fungi; Ascomycota; Dothideomycetes; Pleosporales; Didymellaceae. The record is from RefSeq and is a predicted model, not a curated record.